AUGGACGACGUGCCUGCCUUCACAGCCACUCCGCUGGACAAGAUCCCGGCCAUUCAUCAACGAGUCGUCGACAAGUUCCUCAGCCAUGAGACGCGCCCACUCGAAUACCGAUUGAAGCAGUUGCGAUCACUGUAUUGGGGUCUGAAGGAUGCGGAGCCAACCAUCCUGGAGGCAACCAAGCUUGACUUGGGCAAGAGCGCGUACGAGGCAUUCCUCUGCGAAGUUGGAUGGGUACUCAAUGACAUCCUCUUCGUAUGCAAGAACCUCGCAAAAUGGAUGAAAGAAGAAAAGGCGCAGGACAUGGACCUCAUCAACAAGUUCGUGUCGCCGCGAAUUCGCAAGGACCCAUUGGGUGCUGUGCUGGUCAUUGGAGCCUACAAUUUUCCGAUUCAGCUCUCGCUGGGCCCGCUCAUUGGUGCCAUUGCAGCAGGAUGCACCGCAGUCCUCAAACCUUCCGAAAGUGCGCCGCAUUGCGCCAGAAUCAUGGAGCACAUCAUCUCUCAAACCCUCGACCCUGACGCUUACCAAGUAGUUCAAGGAGCUGUGCCUGAGACCACCGCUCUGCUGGACUGCAAGUGGGACAAGAUCUUUUACACCGGUGGCGCGACAGUCGGCACAAUCAUCGCGAAGAAAGCCGCAGAGACCUUGACUCCAGUGACGUUGGAGCUUGGUGGUCGCAAUCCUGCCAUCAUCACCAAGAAUGCAGACCCAAGGCUGGCGGCGCGACGACUGCUCUGGGCCAAACUACUCAACGUUGGCCAGGUCUGUGUCAGCCAGAAUUAUGUUCUUGUGGACAAGGAUGUACUGCCAGAGUUCAUCCGCCAGCUCGAGAUUGCCCUAAAGGAGUUCCAGCCAAAGGGCGCUGAGCUCGCCGAGGAUUAUGGCAAGAUCAUCAAUGAACGAGCAUGGCAACGUCUCAAAGACAUGUUGGACAGCUCAAGUGGUGAGAUUUUGAUUGGUGGCAAGUCCGACAAAUCCAAGCUCUUCUUCGAAACCACUGUCGUGAAGGUCAACAGCGCCGAUGAUUCUCUGCUCAAGGACGAAUCUUUCGGACCUCUGAUCCCAAUCCUGCCAGUCGAGGAUCUUGACGAAGCCAUCCGCAUCGCUAACAAGGUCCACUCAACGCCACUUGGUAUCUACCCCUUCGGAAACAAAGCCGAUGCAGAGAAAGUCCUUGGCCAGACACGCUCAGGUGGUGCUUCUGUCAACGAUGGCUUCUUCCACGCUUCCAUCCCAACUCUGGCGUUCGGUGGUAUAGGCGACAGUGGCACGGGCUCUUACCGUGGCAAGGCUAGCUUCGACUGCUUCACACACCGACGCCCCGUCACCACCACCCCAGCAUGGAUGGAAAGUUUACUCUCUAUCCGCUACCCACCAUUCACGGACGCGAAGCUAAAACAAUACAAGACCAUGAGUGAGAACAAGCCUGAUUUUGAUCGUAAUGGUAAUCCAACUGGAGCUGGAUUGCUGUGGUGGAUUCUUGGUAAGUCGCAGUACCCGGCCUUGCAGGCGAAGCUAUGA
Pseudocercospora fijiensis CIRAD86 is the source of this 1521-nucleotide messenger RNA. RefSeq lists its product as uncharacterized. The record is from RefSeq and is a predicted model, not a curated record. Gene Ontology annotation, biological process: aldehyde metabolic process. Gene Ontology annotation, cellular component: cytoplasm. Gene Ontology annotation, molecular function: aldehyde dehydrogenase (NAD+) activity. Bases 1 to 1521 code for a protein of 506 amino acids. NCBI's taxonomy places the organism in Eukaryota, Fungi, Ascomycota, Dothideomycetes, Mycosphaerellales, Mycosphaerellaceae. The transcript is spliced from 2 exons.